Molecule: messenger RNA, 3237 nt
Organism: Rodentolepis nana
Lineage: Eukaryota; Metazoa; Platyhelminthes; Cestoda; Cyclophyllidea; Hymenolepididae
Source: the annotation of a GenBank genome assembly
AUGCUUAACCAUCAGCAUGAAUAUGAAUCGAAGAUUUCUCAGAAGAAAUUCGCUGCCACUUCCAAUGGUAAUCGAUUUACCUCUGUUCCACCGGCUAAGUACCUGUUACAACCCCCGACAAGCAGUGUCUACACCCUCGGCAAAGCGAGUGGUAAUGUACAACCACCAUUACGCAUUCCAAAUUCUCCUGAUCCAAUCGGUUGUUCCUCAAAUGAAAGCGACAACAAUUUAAGUUCAUUCGACUUACCUGAGCCUGAAACUGCUGAAGACUCUCCCUAUUCUACAGCCUGGUAUUCCAUCUAUGAGGGUCAUUGCAAGGAAGUCACCGUCUGCAAUCUCACUCCAGGACAAACUUUCCAUUUUCGAGUUCGUGCUGCUUCGCAACGAAACGGCGCCUCACAACUCAAUUCACGAAUUAAUCCAACUCCUAGUGUGAUCUAUUGGGGCAGUGCAACGACGUCUCCUCUGAAAAUCACCACUCCAGCUGUUCCUCCUAUAAAUCCUCCUUCAAACCUCCGUCUAUUCGGUCGUGCUAAAUCAAAUGAACUCCGAUUAGUCUGGGAUCCGCCAACAUCAAACGGUGGGGCGCCGAUUAUCUCUUACGAACUCUGGCAGUCUCUUAUUGAUCCAGUCUCAGGAAGUCCCAUCAAGACGGGUCCCAUUCCCAUGGCGUGUAUUAGUUCUUCCGGCAGUAUGAACAACCUCUACAAUUCUAACACCUAUUCAAAGAAAACUGUGGCCUCAGCACCGAAUUCCUCGCAUUCCACCCCAGAGCAUGCAACCUCUCAUACCAGGGACUCGAGAUUAGUUUUUGCAGGAUCGGAGAAUAACUGUGAAGUGCGUGAACUACAUUCAGGCCAGAUGUUCACAUUCAGAGUUCGAGCGAAGAAUUGCACAGGUUGGUCGGAUUGGUCGGAGUGGACCACAUUCGCAACAGCUCCUUCACCUCCAAAUUCGCUGCUGUCACCUCCCCUUGUGAAACCAACCUCGCCGACCAGCGUUCACGUGAGCUGGGAGGCAGCUGAGGAAACAAAUGGGGCGCCCAUCACAGAAUAUCGAGUUGAAUUUCAACCCAAGGCUGUUGGAUCCUUCCAAUCCACCACUCUCUCUAAACGAAAUGAAGCCGACGAAAUGGUGCUUUUACCGACUGAAGCGAAUGAAAUGUCUAGUGCUGUAUCACAUUCGAAUAGUGGAUUUCAAUUGGUUCACUCCGGAAUUGAGAGACAAUUUGAGCUCCAUGAUUUGCACCCGGCAUCAAGAGUGGCAUUCCGAGUUUGUGCAGUGAAUUCAGCUGGAACAAGUGGUUGGAGUCCCAUGGGCUACUGCAUUCUACCUGCUGCACAGCCUGAUCAACCACCAAGUCUAGAGUUGGAUUCAUCUGAACCGUCGGCAUAUUCAGAUGAUGAGGUCUGUGUUGGCGGUGUAUCUAUGACAACAGCUCAACUAAUUUGGCUUGCUCCGAUCGACAAUGGCUGUCCCAUUACCUGCUAUAACAUUGAGGUGACCCGCUACGAUAACUUCCAAACCCUAUUGGCUGGGUCUAAUGUCUACGUUAUUAAAUAUGUACCCCUAAAAGUUCACGGAGAUGAUGCGAUUCAAGAUCUCUCAGCAUCCAUUGUCUCCUCUCCGGAAGAUGAAGAUGAAGAGGAAAAGAGUUUGCUGAAUCGACCUGUAAUUGAUGUCAACGGGAAUGCUGGCAGCACCGAUAUUCAAAAUAUCUUAUGUAUUUCGGAACUCUCUAACCUUCCACCAUUCAGGUCGUCAUCGGUAUCGCCCUCUCUUGGAAUAGAUUCUGGCUCGGCUUUGUCCUCAAAUAUAUCUACAGAGAGUGGUUCUUCUCAUCAACAGCCAAAGCAUUACCGCCAACGUGAUGGCAUUGCUAGAUCCAUGGACAUAAGGGCCCGACGGUUAUCUUCAGCUUCUAUGGCUUACGUCCGUUAUACCCUUACAGGUCUGGAACUUGGUACAAAGUAUCGUGUCCGGGUACAAGCUCUGAACGCUGUGGGAGCGAGUCCCUUCUCAGGUAGUCUUCAUUUUACUACACUCCCACCUCUUCCACCCCCACCAACACUCUGCUGCAUUGGAACUACCGCAAAUGGGAUCAAACUUCGUUGGUCUUCGUCCACCUCUUCACCAACGGAGGCUUCUAUUGAGGUUAACGAGGAAACACCGUCAGUCAGGCCAAAUAGACUUUCAGCCAAUCUCAACGCAACUAACCUCAGAUAUAUUCUUGAGAUGAAGAAGAAACAUGAGUCAAAAGGUUGGACUACCAUUUUUGAAGGACCUCAGACUUCAUUCAAGGCUCGGAAGCUUUCCGAAGCCACUAUGUAUUACUUCCGUGUUGCAGCAGUUAAUAUCAGUGGAGAAGGCCCUUUCUCUGAAGUUCUCUGUGAAAAGACUGCCUUCUCUCACCCAUCACCCGUUGAAGCUCCACAAGUGACUGAAGUCUCUAAUUCCGGGUGCAAGCUCCAAUGGCCAGCUAUGAGCAGUAUGGGUCAAGAUCCGCUUCUAUAUCAAGUUCAACUGACUCGUGUUUCCAGUGGCUUUUCACUUGAAACCGAAUCCCAGUCAUUAAUUACUCCGACGGAGGUUACUAAAGUUGAAGAGACAGUUACAGCAUAUAGAGGAGCAGAGACUUCUUGUACUCUGAGCAAUCUCCUCUCCGGUACUAAUUAUAUUGCCCGAGUGUGUGCAAUUCGUUGCUGUCAAACUGAGUUUGCACCGAAGAACGAAGAAGAUUUGAUGACAAACAUCAAUGCCAAAAUAACACUUCUACAAGGCCCCUACUCAGUUGGUACAGCAUUCACGACCCUUCCUGAAAAGAAAAGGGCAAUUGAAGUGUUCAUCGCUACCUUAACUCGAAGUCGACAAUACACUUCUUCAGGACCACCGGAGAAGCCUUCUCCGACUUCUAAACGUAGUGGAGGUGUAUUAUCUUCAUUGAAUCACCUAUCAACCGGAACUAUCCAUCGUGCUCGAACAGCAGUAACUUCAAUUCGACGAAAUAUCUUUGCUUCUGGUGGACAUUCAAAUCGAGAACGAGCACAAAAACAGUUGGCUAUCCUGAUGGUUGUUGGCUUUGCAGUCUUCACAAUGAUGUUUGCGUGGUUCGCCCAUCAAUAUCUUCUUAAAUUUGCUGAUGACGUCGGUGUCAAAUGGUCCAGUGGAUCUCUUGAUGACAGCAGCUCGUCAUCAAGAGCAGCGGUCUAUGCCCGUGGACGACAACUGCGACAAUAA